This is a messenger RNA of Sitophilus oryzae (rice weevil), 3317 nucleotides long. RefSeq names its product dihydropyrimidine dehydrogenase [NADP(+)] (gene su(r)). The transcript is spliced from 18 exons. Gene Ontology annotation, cellular component: cytoplasm; cytosol. Lineage: Eukaryota; Metazoa; Arthropoda; Insecta; Coleoptera; Curculionidae. The record is from RefSeq and is a predicted model, not a curated record. Bases 22 to 3225 code for a protein of 1067 amino acids. Gene Ontology annotation, molecular function: dihydropyrimidine dehydrogenase (NADP+) activity; uracil binding; iron-sulfur cluster binding. Gene Ontology annotation, biological process: uracil catabolic process; thymine catabolic process.
AAUGUCAGUGUCAAAGAAUAAAUGGUCCCCGUCUUAUGGGCAGUUUUAAGACAGAAAUACCCCUCUGGGCGGGGCCCUCUAUUAUUGAACCACCCUGUACAUCUUAAUUAUUAUGCACCCAGUAUUCGAAAUUUUUGUAGACAUGCUAAACAUAUAAUAAUAGACUCAACAGAGAACUUGCUAGCUCUAAAUCCUAGGGUACCACAAUAUUCCAGCGUAAAACCUUCAAGUACAACCAAAGAGGAAAAAAGUCAUUGGAAAAGAAAUAAAAGCAAAUCAUGUCAGAGCUGCUCACCUGCUUUGGAGAAUAAUUUUUCAGAUGUUAAGCCUACAACGUUAUCUGAAAGGGGUGCCCUUAGAGAGGCCACUAGAUGUCUAAAAUGUGCAGAUGCACCAUGUCAGAAAUCAUGCCCCACACAAUUGGAUGUUAAGGCCUUUAUAACAUCUAUAGCCAACGGUAAUUACUAUGGAGCUGCCAAAGCAAUAUUAAGUGAUAAUCCUUUGGGACUAACCUGCGGUAUGGUGUGCCCAACCAGUGACCUUUGUGUUGGUGGAUGUAAUUUGUCAGCUGUCGAAGAAGGCCCCAUCAAUAUUGGUGGUUUACAACAGUUUGCAGUAGAGGUUUUUAGCAAAAUGAACAUUCCCCAAACUAGAGAUCCUGCUGUACCCAAACCACGAAAAUCAGCAGCCAAAAUAGCUUUAGUUGGAGGAGGUCCAGCUUCGUUAUCAUGUGCUAGUUUCUUAGGAAGAUUAGGAUACACUGAUAUUACUAUCUACGAGAAAGAAAAGACACUAGGUGGACUAAGUACUUGGGAAAUUCCACAGUAUCGUCUGCCCCAAACAGUAGUCGAUUUUGAGGUGAACUUGAUACGUGAUUUAGGUAUCAAAGUUGAACAUCAACGGUCUCUCUCGUCCAAAGACCUCACCAUCAAUAACUUAGUGAACGAAUGUGAAGCAGUAUUUGUUGCAAUCGGAUUACCACAAUCCAAGGUAGAUUCAGUAUUUGACAAUUUGGAUGCUUCUCACGGAUUCUACACUUCAAAAUCAUUCCUUCCAGCUGUAUCCAAAAGCUCCAAGAAGAUCUGUUCAAGUGGAGGAUGUUCUUCUUCGUUGCCAAGUUUACACGGGACUGUUUUGGUUCUGGGUGCAGGAGAUACCGCUUUUGAUUGUGCUACUUCCGCUUUGCGUUGUGGUGCCAAGAAAGUAUUUGUGAUUUUUAGAAGAGGUUUUCAAAAUAUUAGAGCUGUGCCAGAAGAAGUAUCCGUAGCUGUUGAGGAAUACUGCGAGCUGAUUGGUUUCCUAUCGCCCUACAAAGUAAACUUAAAAAAUGGAAAAAUAACUUCGAUGACUUUUAGUCGUUCAGAGCAGCUUGAUAAUGGAAAAUGGGCCCAGGAUAAGGAACAACUCACGACCAUCAAAGCUGAUUUUGUUAUAUCGGCCUUUGGAUCGCAUUUGACAGAUCCAGACAUUUUGGAUGCACUAAAACCACUGUCGCUCAACGACUGGAAUCUUCCGGUUGUAAACCCAAAGACUCUUCAAAGUUCGCAUCCUAAGGUUUGGAUAGGAGGAGAUAUGGCUGGGGUUGCAGAAACAACAGUCGAAUCAGUCAAUGAUGGAAAAACAGCAGCUUGGAGCAUACACUGCUUUUUAGAGGAUCUUCCUAGUGAUUCUCCAUCGAGGUUGCCUCUCUUCCACACUCCCAUAGAUGACGUGGACAUAUCAACAGAAAUUUGUGGAGUACGAUUUGAGAAUCCCUUUGGUUUAGCUUCUGCACCACCUGUUACAACACCAGCAAUGAUCAGAAGAUGCUUCGAACAAGGAUGGGGGUUUGUGGUUACCAAAACUUUUGGCUUAGACAAGAACGAAAUAACAAAUGUAUCACCCAGAAUAGUUAGAGGAACAACCUCUGGUCCAAUCUACGGACCUCAGCAAGGUUCAUUCUUAAAUAUAGAAGUAAUAUCUGAAAAAUACUUCGACUACUGGCUAACCGGAAUCCAGGAACUGAAAAAAGACUUCCCAACAAAGAUUAUUAUAGCAUCAGUAAUGUGCGCUUAUGUAAAAGAAGACUGGGUAGAGGCAGUAACAAAGACAGAAAAAAGCGGAGCAGAUAUGUUGGAGCUUAAUCUCAGUUGUCCGCAUGGAGUUAAAGAGUCUGGAAUGGGUCUAGCUUGUGGUCAAAAAGAAGAAUUAGUUCGAGAUAUCUGCAGCUGGGUCAGAGAAGCAGUCAAAAUUCCAUUUUUUAUUAAAUUAACGCCUAAUAUAACGAACAUAGUUACCAUAGCUGCGGCAGCUAAAGAAGGCGGAGCUUGGGGUGUGUCUGCUAUCAACACAGUGUCUGGUUUAAUGGGUAUCAACGCAGAAGGACUAACUUGGCCUAGAGUGGGAACUGGAAAAAGAACUACAUUUGGAGGAGUUUCAGGAAAUGCUACGAGACCCAUGGGUUUAAGAGCAGUUGCCGCCAUAUCCGAAGCAUUGCCAGGUUUUCCAAUAUUGGGAGUGGGAGGAGUAGAAUCAGCUGCAACUACUUUAGAGUAUUUGCAAGUGGGAGCACAAGCUGUGCAGGUAUGUAGCGCUGUGCAAAACCAAGACUAUACUUUAAUAAAGGACUACGUCACUGGAUUGAAAGCCUUGCUGUAUCUGGACGGUCAAUUACCAGGCUGGAAUGGACAAAGUCCACCCACACCAAAACAUCAAAAAGGAAAGCCAGUGAGGCCACUCUAUGACGCAAAUGGGAAGAAACUGCCUAAUUUUGGACCUUAUAAACUGCAAGCAGAAGAAUUAAUAUCGGGUCUCUAUAAAGAAAACAAAUACGAAGAAACUAUCAUUCAACAUCAUGAAGGUCGCCCAGUGGGCUAUGAUGACCCAAAACAAGAGAAAGGCGAAAAGAAGGUAGUGAAAGUCAGUGACGUAGUUGGUCGUGCUUUGAAAUACAUCGGAGCUUACAAGCAAUUGAACAACACUCAACAAGUAGUUGCACUAAUAGACGAUGAUAUGUGUAUAAACUGUGGUAAAUGUUACAUGGCCUGUAACGACUCUGGAUAUCAAGCAAUAGAAUUCGAUUCAAAGACUCAUAUUCCCCACGUGAAUGACGAUUGUACAGGGUGCACGCUUUGUUUGUCAGUAUGUCCUAUCAUCGACUGUAUUACAAUGGUUCCCAAAACUAUACCACACGUGAUCAAACGGGGUAAAGCAACUGUCAUACAAGGAGUACAUCCAAUCCAUUAGAGCAAUUUUUGUUAAAAUAAAAAUAAGUUUGUUGUUACCAUGUUAUUUUUGGUGUUGACGUUAUUUAUUAAUAAAUGGGUACUUAAUACAUA